CGCGCCUGUGCAGUGCCGGGGGGCCGGGCCGAGCCCGCCGCGUUACACAACCGGCCGCCGCCACAGCCGAGUUUCACAAGUCCCGCCGCGACCGCCCGCAGCCCGCGCCCCCCGUGCGCCCAUCCCCGCGCUGCCCGCGCAUCUCCGGCGCUGCCUCCCGCCCUGCCCGCGCUCAUGCCAUGUCACCGCCGGGCUGCGGGACCCCGCGGCSAGCGGUAACCCCUGUGGCCCGGGGGGCACCGCGCCGGGGCUGGGCAUGGCACUGAGCUCGGCUCCGGGACGCGCAUCCUCCUAGACGGAUUAAUUUUUCUCCGUCUCUAUUUACAUGGUGAUAAGAAGUGCUAAUCCCACUCUGUCAGUCUGGACUGAUGAAUCUGAGGAAUAGAACAGAGCCCUGUGUUGUGUAAACGAACUGAUGGAUGAAGAUGAGAAGGACAGGGCAAAGAGGGCAUCACGCAACAAAUCUGAGAAGAAGAGGAGAGACCAGUUCAAUGUCCUCAUUAAAGAGCUUUGCACGAUGCUGCAGGGCCACGGGCACCCUCUCAAGAUGGACAAGUCCACAAUACUGCAGAGGACCAUCGACUUCCUACAGAAACAGAAAGAAAUCACAGCACAGACAGAAGCCUGUGAGAUUAGACAAGACUGGAAGCCUUCAUUUCUUAGCAACGAGGAGUUCACCCAGUUGAUGUUAGAGGCACUAGAUGGCUUUCUCAUUGCUCUUACCACUGAUGGGAUUAUUAUUUAUGUAUCUGAUAGUGUUUCGUCUCUGCUAGGACACUUACCGUCAGAUUUGGUGGACCAAAAUAUAUUAAACUUUCUGCCUGAGCGGGAGCAGAGCGAAGUGUACAAGCUCCUUUCUCCACAUGUGCUCAUGACGGAUCCURUUGCAGCUGAUUUUCUCAAUGCUGAAAAACAAAUAGAGUUUUGUUGCCAUUUAGCAAGAGGCAGCUUAGAUCCAAAUGAACCCCUGAUGUAUGAAUAUGUGAAAUUUGUAGUGGAUUUUAAAUAUUUUACUCAUGUGCCUACACCCUCCUGUAAUGGCUUUGAGUCAGCUAUUGCACGAGCUUUCAGGUCAGCCACGGAGGAGCAGAUCUGCCUGGUAGCGACUGUUCGUCUGGUCACACCACAGUUCCUAAAGGAGCUCUGCAAUGUUGAGGAGCCGUGUGAAGAAUUUACAUCAAGGCAUAGUUUAGAAUGGAAGUUUUUAUUCUUGGACCACAGGGCUCCGCCUAUUAUAGGAUAUUUACCCUUUGAGGUUCUGGGAACGUCAGGGUAUGAUUACUACCACGCAGAUGACCUGGAGCUUCUUGCUAGGUGCCAUGAACACUUGAUGCAGUUUGGAAAAGGAAAGUCCUGUUACUAUCGKUUCCUGACCAAAGGGCAGCAGUGGAUCUGGCUGCAGACACACUACUACAUCACCUACCACCAGUGGAACUCCAAGCCCGAGUUCAUCGUUUGCACUCACCUGGUAGUUAGUUAUGCAGAAGUUCGGGCUGAGAGAAGGCGAGAUCUUGGCCUUGAAGAGUCAUCAAUUGAACUGGCAUCCUCUUCUCUAAAGAGCCACAGCAGCUAUCUGGAGGUGGGGCAGUGUGGCAGCAGCCAGGACGCCAGCCGGGAGGGAGUGUCGCUGUCAUCGCACAGCUCUCGGCGCUCCUCGCACACCGCGCUCUCCGACUCCACGUCCACAUCGUCCCUGCGGCGCACAGACACCAGCACUCCCACCCGGCCGGCAGGACCCGCUCCGGCUGACAAGACAGCGCUGCGGAUGGCAGCAGGGAGCACCCAGGCCAUAGCCACUCCUCAAGCCCCUGGUGAACACCUCCCUCAGCACCCCGUGGCUCAGCUGGCAGUGCCCUCCCAGCACCCUGUGAUGCCAGUGUACCAUUUCCCCAGCCAGCUGGGGAUGAUGCACCAGCUGAAGGAGCAGCUGGAGGAGAGGACUCGCAUMCUGCAAGCUGACAUCAAGACACAGCAAGAGGAGCUCCACGUCAUCAAGGAGCAGCUCCAGCUCGUGCAGGACUCCAACCUGCAGAUGCUGAUGCAGCAGCCCAUUCCUGUGGUCUUUAACAACGUGCAGCAGCYGAGCCCCCGGCGGCCACCACCCCAGGGGACAGCCAGGCAGACCCCGGCCAAGAAGCCCCAGCAGCCAGGCCUCAUGGGGACGAAGCACUACUGCAGCUCCCACCUGCUGUCACCGCGCCCGUUCCUCAGGGACCCCUGUGGCACAGCCCCCCAGGUGCAGCAGCAGCAGCAGCAGCAGCAGCAGCAGCACCUAAUGAGAGGAAGCCAAGGCCAGCAAACGUGUGUGCAGGGGCAGGCGAGCGUUCCCGUGCCCCUGUACAACAGCCCCAUGGUGUUCCCCCAAACUCACCCCAUCGCCGUGGCUGCACAGGGAGCGGCUGAGAGUGCAGAGAGGCAGCCCCCGGCCGACUACAGCCAGGACAGGAGCCUCAGGAUGCUGUUGGACCAGUCCAUCCAAGCCAUGAUGCCUGCAGCCAACAGCAGUGGCCAGCCCGUGCAGAGCAGUGCCAGCAGGCAGCAAGGAAAGUUCCUCRCAGAGCAGCAGAGCCUGCCUCCCCCAGCACAGGCACAGCCUGUCACCUGCAGCAGUGUCCGGCCCCCGGCCCCAGCGCCCAUCUUCUCCCCAUCUCUGAUGAUCCCACACAGCAGCUUCACACCCCACCAGGCCAAUGCACCAGUGCACCUCCACCAGUGGCCACAGCAGCAGGUCCAGCAGCACCGCCUCUACCUUCAGAUGCAAGGUCCCGAGCUGGUGCCGGGGGCUCCGACGCAGCGCAUUUUCCAGCCGCCCCACACCCCGCAGCAGAACCCCCUGAGCUACUUCCUCCACCCGCAGCAGCAGGGCCACCACACGCAGGGCCAGCCCUGCAACCUGCCCGACCUGCCCGAGAUGCAGCUGCCCUGAGAGUCGGCUCUGGGACACAGGGAGCACAGGGCUGCAGCCGCCGCGCCGGGCGCACGCAGGGGAGCGCGAUGCCGUGGGAGCGCGGCGCAGGAGAGGUCGGCUCCGUGGGGAGAGGGGGCUGGCAGGAUGAUCCCUGACAGGGAUGCGUGGCUGCAAGGGCCUCGUUGGGUGGGAUUUCCGUGCAGCCAGUCCGUGCUGCUGCCCCGGCAGCAGGGUGUGCCCUGAGCCGGCACCGCGGGGCCACUGGAAGUGGUGUUUUCUGGCUGCAGGGAGGCGAGAGAUCAGGUUCGCCAUGAAGCUGUUUGCAAUGGAAAAAACCCUUUUCCAUUCAGGACUUCAAUGCUGAAAGUCACUGUGAAUUUAAGCCCAGCAUUUGGAGCACAUAGACUGUACCAGUCCACAGGAUACCAUUGGAUUACCGUGUACAUAACUCAUUUUGCUGUAGUAGGUCCAUUGUGGAUUCUUUUUCCUUUUUCUAUACCUCAGUCCCGCAGUUUUUUGUUUUCCAGGAGAUUGGAUAAUGCUGCUAAUUUACAUAACACCACUUUUGCCUGAAUUUCUUACUGUUGUUAUACCAGCUCACAUCGCAGCUAGUACAAUAUUUGUCAUGUUUUAUUUUUGGUUAAGAAGUGAAGAUAAAUUUGUAUGGUUUUUACUCCCUGUAGCCAAAUAUUUUUCAGGUUACAGACAAAGAAUCUUUACUCCUUUUCUUUUUGUUUCAAGUGAUGUAGUUGUAUAUGUUUCUAUACAUAAAAACAAACAUGCAUAGAACAACAUAUGACAGCAAACUUUGUGGUUUUGCUAGGUCAUGUUUCAAUUUGGCGAACCCAAAACAUAUAAUCAUGGCACACGCGAUGUUACAAGCCCGUAGGGUCAGCAAUAAAUUGUAUUUUUGUAAAUUGUCACUUUUUAACUAUAAGUUUAUAUUUAUGAAUUGAAAAACCAGUUUAUUCCUCAGUGGGUGUAUAGUUAARUGUCCCUACUGUUUGUGUCUUUCCAAGGGAAAAACUAAAAAGUACAUUUUKGAAGUGUUAGUAGCUGAGUACUAACUUUGGGCACUGUUAGAGCCCAAAUGCACGAGGUGGGUUUGGCCAUUAUUAUAAAUUGGCAGAGGUUAGUUAGGACCAGGUCCAUCUAGCAGUAAAGCUCCAGCUGGUAGUCAGAGCAAAGUUUAGAGAGGAGUUAGCUCCUAAUGUCUGUUGAAACCAAGCAAAGAACGCUUGGUUUUGCCUUUUUUUUUCCUUUUUUUCAAUUUAUUUCCUUCUUUUCCUUCUGCAAGCCACUUUCAUGUCCCUUYGCAGCGCUGCAGCAGCUGGUGUUAYUGGUGUUACUGGUGUUASUGGAGGAGCAGCCUUUSGCACMAGCAGCCCCAAGCAGCCCUGUGUUUCAGGAAAAGGGCAUGGCAGGUUUCCUCCAGCCCUGGCAGAGCAGGGGCUGUUUCCCAGCAGUUCUUGCUGGGGACGGGGCUCUGCUGUGCCACRUUGCCUGGGGCAGUGAUGGUGGGARCUCAGGCUGCUGGAGCUGGGGGCAGCCAGGAGCUUUCAGGGGCUGCUGUAAGGCCCUAGGGUGCUUUGGUGUUUUGGCCAGGGCAGAGGGGAGCUUGUGAACAAAAGCUGUGCCAGCCCCUGGCUUUCCAUGGGUCCCCUCCCGUGGCAGAAGGAUGGCUUUGACUGGGGCAUUGAGUGCACAGCUCCCAGGGUUCCAGCCACGAUGGGUCAUGGCUUGCAGAGCUGGCCACUUGCAGCAUUUUGGGGAUUGUAGUGGGCCAUAGAAUGGAGGCAGUGAGUGCCUGGGUACAAUGUUGGGUUUGUGCCUUGUCAGCAYAGCCCCAGCURGGCCCA
Malurus melanocephalus (red-backed fairy wren) is the source of this 4767-nucleotide messenger RNA. It is a transcript of the gene PASD1, whose product is annotated as PAS domain containing repressor 1. The record is from RefSeq and is a predicted model, not a curated record. Gene Ontology annotation, molecular function: protein dimerization activity; DNA-binding transcription factor activity, RNA polymerase II-specific; RNA polymerase II cis-regulatory region sequence-specific DNA binding. The coding region runs from base 416 to 2926 and encodes 836 amino acids. Gene Ontology annotation, cellular component: nucleus; CLOCK-BMAL transcription complex; cytoplasm. Lineage: Eukaryota; Metazoa; Chordata; Aves; Passeriformes; Maluridae. Gene Ontology annotation, biological process: circadian regulation of gene expression; regulation of transcription by RNA polymerase II. The transcript has 22 exons.